CAACUAAACGUUAAGUAUAAAAGCAAUAUUUUUAAUCUACUAGACAAUUUUACCAUUGUUGUUUUAUUAUUGAUAAUUAAAUCAAGUGAGAUAAUUAGUGUUGUUAAAUUAAACGAGUCUGGUUCAACUCUGCUCGAGCUUUUCUCAUUAAGACUCGAGUUCGGUUCGAUCCAUUUAUCAGCUCAUUUAAAGCUCGUUUG
This is a messenger RNA of Striga hermonthica, 200 nucleotides long. Lineage: Eukaryota; Viridiplantae; Streptophyta; Magnoliopsida; Lamiales; Orobanchaceae. The record is from the annotation of a GenBank genome assembly.